AUGAGUUUUGAAGUUUCUAAUAUUAUUCAAAAGGCAAAAUUUUUAAGAUCAUUGGGAUGCUGUUCAGUGUGUUCUUUAAGGUUAAGUGGCAUUCCAAAUAAUGAUAAUUUUCAUUCUGCCAUAACUAAUUCUGAUACGAUAAAAAAUAUUUUUGGAGACUCAGAAUCUAAUCAAACGUCCGAAAUAUGCAUUAUAUGUUUGGGAAUCCUUCAAAAUGAAAUUCAGAAUUCAUCAGUAGAGAAGAUUUCACGAGAAAUAAAACUAAGUGGGUUCGACUCUGAAGUAUUCACAUGCACGUUAAAUAUACCCAUUUCUGUAAAGUUAAGAGAAAAAUCGAUUUCGACGUUUCUUAAUCAGAAAACGAAAGAAAGCCAUUGGAAUGGUCCUAAUAUUAAUAAAUAUAGUGUCAAAGAAAUUUGGAAAAUGUUAAUCUUGCCUAAAGUUGAAGAAAUGACUUCGAAACGACAAACUACCUCUCUUGCAUCUUCUCCUUUUUCUGUAAAUAUAUUUUUUAGUUAUUCCAAUGAUGAAAUCGAUUGCGAAAAUUUGUAAGUAAAAGA
This is a messenger RNA of Cotesia congregata, 560 nucleotides long. Lineage: Eukaryota; Metazoa; Arthropoda; Insecta; Hymenoptera; Braconidae. The record is from the annotation of a GenBank genome assembly.